Molecule: messenger RNA, 1550 nt
Organism: Dermochelys coriacea (leatherback sea turtle)
Lineage: Eukaryota; Metazoa; Chordata; Testudines; Dermochelyidae
Gene: STYXL1
Product: serine/threonine/tyrosine interacting like 1
Exons: 11
Coding region: 230-1240 (336 amino acids)
Biological process (GO): negative regulation of cytoplasmic stress granule assembly; protein dephosphorylation; positive regulation of intrinsic apoptotic signaling pathway
Cellular component (GO): mitochondrion
Molecular function (GO): protein tyrosine/serine/threonine phosphatase activity; pseudophosphatase activity; protein phosphatase binding
Source: RefSeq, a predicted model, not a curated record
AGACUUGCCGCUCAACGCGCGCCCGGGCGAGACUGCGCCCGCCAAAGGAUCGCGAGAGCUGGGAAAGGGGUGGUUCCCAAAUGACGUCAGCCGUGGUUACGGCCGAGUGUCGCUGCGUAGCAACCGGGAGUCUGAUCUUGCAGUUCUCAUGGAGCAAAUAUUCCUUAUGAAGGCAAGGAUUUAAGGACUCAAGCUUGGGCUCAAAGAGAUUGUUUUCAUUCAUAGUAAAAUGGCAGGGUUGGUUCUCUGUGAGCCCAUAGAGCUUUACAACAUCUUGAACCAGUCCACGAAGCUCUCCAGGUUAACUGAACCUAACUAUCUCUGUUUACUGGAUGCCCGUACAAAGCGUAAAUACAAUGAAAGCCAUGUGAUUACAGCAAGAAGGGUUAAACAGAAUCCUAAGGGAGAAUAUCUGGUACCUGAAUCAGUUGAGCUGGACUGUGUCAAAUAUUGUGUCGUGUAUGAUGGCAAAACCAGCUUUUUGGAUGAUACUUAUUAUGAUGAUUAUGAGGAGAAGGAUAAGGAUGAAAAGGGGACUAAAGCUUCCUCAGAGAUCUCAAGAUAUAAAUCAAGUUCUUCAUGUUUACAAAAUGCUAAGGUAGGGGCUGCCAUCCAGUGUGCCAGAGUCUUAGAGCAAUUAACCCGCCACCCUGUCCGCAUCCUGAAAGGAGGGUAUGAGCGCUUCACUGCGUGCUACCAUUUCUUGAGGACUCAGAAGAUAUUCUGGAUGCCUCAGGAAUUGGAUGCUUUUCAGCCAUACCCUGUAGAGAUAUUGCCUGCUCAGUUAUAUAUGGGAGAUUGCAGACAGGCCUGUGACCAACAGAUUCAGAAGGCUCUGAAAAUCAAAGCACAAGUCAACAUCUCAGAGGAGAUUGCAACACUACGCUCAGAUGGCUUUUGGAGCAGUUCUGGUUUUCUCUACCCUGGGUCUAAGUCGGAGCAGCACGGCAGUAAUGGCUUUCCUCAUGCAUUCAUCCCAUUAUCCCUUAAAGGGGGCUUGGAAAUACAUCCAGAAAUGCAAAACAAAUAUGAGACCAAACCGUGGCUUUGUGCAACAGUUGUCCGACUGGGAAAGCCAAAUCUACGGGUCAGCGAUCACCGAUAUCUCCGAACCACAUUAUUGACAGGCAGCAAGGAGAACAUACAACAGGCAAAGAAGCUUUUCCAUCUGUACCACCAUUUAAUUUGGGCUGUAUUGUUUGGAAAGAUCUCCAGAAGCGAGUGCUGUGUGCAGUGCUGAAGGCACGUGCCGAUUUACAAUGAAAGGGCAAACAAUCGAUGAAGUUAGCCCCAUAAGAGGAAAAUAAGCAAGGAAUGAACAGAUCCUCCAAACACUGCAGAGGGAUUUCCUCACAUUAAAAAAUAUAACUCUAAUCUAACAAGAACAUCAAAAUAACACACUGGGGGGACUGAAGAUGGACUUCACAGUAUUACGGAUGUAGCCACAGCCACAAGGAAAACAACAGUGAAAAGAAAGAGGGCAGAUGAUGGAGGAGGAAACAAAAAUCCCCAGCAGGCUUGGAGGAAGAGGGGAAAAAUCUAGACCAUGU